UCAGUUCAUUUACCUAUACGUCUGAACACACACGCAUCGUGGUGUGUCUCCCUUGAAGCGAUAAUUGAUUAAAUUAAAUAUUAAAUCGUAGUCGGUAUCGCUACUAAGAUUAGAAAAAUAUUAUUUACGGGUUCAAACAUGUUUCUCAAAGUGAAUCAGGCCAUCGCCCAAGGAGUUCGCCGUUAUUCGACGAAAAGACACGAUGUGGUCAUUGUGGCCGCAACCCGAACCCCUAUCGGAAGUUUCCAGAGCUCUCUGUCGUCUCUGACGGCCACCCAGUUGGGAGCUGUUGCCGUGCAGGGUGCUGUCAAGCAGGCAGGCAUCGCUGGCAGUGAUGUUCAGGAGGUGUAUAUCGGUAAUGUGAACGCUGCCGGCCUGGGACAGGCACCGGCCAGACAGGCCGUGAUUUUUGCCGGUUUGCCGAAGAGCACCAUCUGCACCACCGUCAACAAGGUGUGCUCAUCGGGAAUGAAGAGCGUUAUGCUGGGAGCUCAGACCUUGAUGUUGGGUCAACAGGAAGUCGUGCUGGCCGGAGGAAUGGAAUCGAUGUCCAAUGUACCGUACUACUUGAAGCGUGGUGCCACUCCAUACGGAGGGGUACAACUCACUGAUGGUAUCGUAUUCGACGGGCUGACGGAUGUGUACAACAAGUUCCACAUGGGUAACUGUGCUGAGAAUACGGCCAAGAAAAUGGGCAUCACUCGUCAGGAUCAGGAUGAGUUUGCCGUAAACAGUUACAAGCGCAGUGCUGCGGCUUGGGCUGAUAAGGCCUUCGACGCUGAAAUCACUCCAGUGACGAUUCCAGGUAAACGCGGCAAACCGGAUGUUGUCGUGAAGGAAGACGAAGAAUACAAGCGAGUCAAUUUCGAUAAAUUCGGUCAACUGGCGACCGUGUUCCAGCGCGAAAAUGGUACAGUUACGGCAGGAAAUGCUUCCACUCUCAACGAUGGAGCAUCGGCACUGAUUCUAAUGACUGCAGAAGCCGCUGAAAAGUUCAAGUGCAAACCACUGGCCCGCAUUGUUGGAUUCGCCGAUGCUGAGACGGACCCGAUUGAUUUCCCAAUUGCUCCGGCUCUGGCUGUUCCAAAGCUACUUCAGCAGACCGGAGUUCGCAAGGAAGACGUUGCCAUGUGGGAAAUUAACGAGGCCUUCUCGGUGGUCGUUGUUGCCAACCAGCGCAAACUGGACAUAGAUCCGGCAAAGAUCAACGUACAUGGCGGUGCCGUUUCUCUGGGCCAUCCAAUUGGAAUGUCCGGUGCUCGCUUGGUGACUCAUUUGGCACAUUCACUGAAGACUGGACAAAUCGGAUGUGCCUCCAUUUGCAACGGUGGAGGUGGUGCCUCGUCUAUCCUGAUCGAAAAACUAGCAAAUCCUUCCCCGGAAGAUUCGAAUACGGGGCGACCCACGCCGACAUUAACGCUUUACACCCACGACCAUUGCUCGUUGUGCGAUGAUUUGGUGGAGGAACUGGAGGCAAAGUUCAAUGGACGUUAUCGGCUUGAAAAAGUGGACAUUUCAAAAAAGGAGAACAUCAAAUUUUUGCGACUGUAUCGGUACGACAUUCCAGUGCUGUUCCUCAAUGGACAGUUUUUGUGUAUGCACAGAUUGAAUAGCAAUUUAUUAGAACAUAAGUUAGCUGAAUCAGAAAACAAAUAAAAUGUAAGAUUCCCAUGUAAAA
This is a messenger RNA of Aedes albopictus (Asian tiger mosquito), 1678 nucleotides long. It is a transcript of the gene Acat1, whose product is annotated as acetyl-CoA acetyltransferase, mitochondrial. Gene Ontology annotation, cellular component: mitochondrion. The transcript has 4 exons. NCBI's taxonomy places the organism in Eukaryota, Metazoa, Arthropoda, Insecta, Diptera, Culicidae. Gene Ontology annotation, biological process: fatty acid beta-oxidation. The coding region runs from base 139 to 1656 and encodes 505 amino acids. Gene Ontology annotation, molecular function: acetyl-CoA C-acetyltransferase activity. The record is from RefSeq and is a predicted model, not a curated record.